Molecule: messenger RNA, 1564 nt
Organism: Stegostoma tigrinum
Lineage: Eukaryota; Metazoa; Chordata; Chondrichthyes; Orectolobiformes; Stegostomatidae
Product: persulfide dioxygenase ETHE1, mitochondrial-like
Exons: 7
Coding region: 295-1083 (262 amino acids)
Biological process (GO): hydrogen sulfide metabolic process; glutathione metabolic process
Molecular function (GO): sulfur dioxygenase activity
Source: RefSeq, a predicted model, not a curated record
CACAAAGAUGGCGGCACGGCCCCUUUCCCCUCCCCAUCGCCGUGGGAGGCCUUCAUUACUUCUGGCGGGUUUCCCGUCGUCCGAACUCCGCCAAUGUCAGUUUGCGGUGACCGCCCCGCCUCCGGGCAGCUGGCGAAUCGGCCGCAUAAGUGCAGCGGCGGACGGGAUCCGGAAUUUCUACUCGAUCGCUGAACGGACGCACGGCGCCCGGUGGCUGACGGGACGGGUAUGGGAGGUGGGAGGACUCGCGGCGGGGGCUGACGGGACGGCACAACCAGACCAGGAGGAGCGGAAAUGGCUGGGCCAGGAGGAUUAGCUGCUUUCAGGGCAGCUCAGAGAGGCAUGAGUGGGGCAAUGAACUUUCCCCCUGGGCUCCUGUUCAGACAGCUCUUUGAGAAGGUUAGCUACACCUACACGUAUCUGUUAGCUGAUGCGGAGACCCGGGAGGCCAUUGUCAUUGACCCCGUGAGGGAGACUGCUGACCGUGAUGUGCGUCUGAUCCAGGACCUGGGCCUCAAGCUCCUGUACGCUGCCAAUACCCAUGUGCAUGCGGACCAUGUGACUGGGACAGGGCAGAUGAAGAAGCGGAUAGCGGGGUGUCGGUCUGUCAUUGCAGAGAGCAGUGGGGCAGCAGCAGACCUACACGUCCGUGAUGGUGACACUGUCACCUUUGGGAGAUUUGGUCUGGAGGUGCGAGCGACCCCGGGCCACACGAAUGGCUGUGUCACGUAUGUGCUGAACGAUCGGAGCAUCGCUUUCACCGGGGACGCGCUCCUCAUCCGGGGCUGUGGCAGGACAGACUUUCAGCAAGGAAGCUCGGAGUCUCUGUACCGCUCGGUGCACAGUCAGAUAUUCACCCUCCCUGAUCAGUGUCUGCUGUAUCCAGCCCAUGAUUACACAGGUCAAACCGUUACCACCGUGGGAGAGGAGAAAAGAUUCAAUCCGCGUCUCUCCAAGUUGCUGCCGGAGUUCAUCGAGAUCAUGAACAACCUGAACCUGCCCUAUCCUAAACAGAUUGACCAAGCUCUCCCAGCGAACAUGGUGUGUGGCCUUCAAGACAUUCCCACGGAGUGGCGCAGUUAAAGGUUCCAAACCAUUUGCACUGACCGCAGAUAGUUUCAUCAGAUUUCGGCACUCCUAGUUCCUGUCUGAAACACUCCCCUGCUCAAGUGCCAGGUUUUUGCUGCAGAUUUUGGACAGCAGCUUGCCCAGUAGCCCUGAGGGCGUCGCGAAUGACCGGCAGAAUGUCACAGUGGCGUGGUUAGCCUUGCCACUAACACUGGAAUCUUCCUGCGAACACAACCUAGGCAUGGGGACCUGCAGUGCUGUUAACCACAAGUCUUUGGGAAGCUACUGCCCGAUGCCUUCCCUCUCCCCUUGCAUCCUGAGCGAACGGAAAUUAAAAGGGGAGGUCUGGAAUCGGAGAGAAUUGAGGGUCACGGGAACGUUUUGGACUCCUCCUUCCCUCUUUUUGUAUCAUCUGUUUACUCUGUUUCUGACAUGUAGCCUGUCACUUUGUGCCUUUGUAGACCAAGCUCUCCCAGCGAACAUGGUUUCCCCCCCC